AUGAUGUCCGAUGAUUUCUCUUUCGACUCACCAUUUAGUCCGUCCAACUCGUCGAAUGUGAACGAUGGUGUCCUUGGGGACUCCAUCUUUCCCGAAUGGACCAACGGCCGAGGCGACAGCCCCGAUGAAAUGCAAAAGAAGGAUCCACUGGCGGCCCAGAUUUGGAAACUCUACACCCGCACGAAAUCCCAAUUACCCAACGCAGAGCGCAUGGAGAACCUCACGUGGCGGAUGAUGGCCAUGAAUCUGAAGCGCAAGGAGCGAGAGCAACUGGCUCGUGGAGAGAUCGAUAGCCCGACUCCGAGCGGCAUCGCGCAGAUGCGCUUGUCCGAUCGAGGAUCUACUGCGGAUUCGAACCCGUCGCAUGCCAUGAACCUCGAUGCAACCCCAGAUCCGAUGAAUCUGGAUGACUUCAUAAUUCCCUUCGACUCCCCCGAACAAUCCUCCCACCCGCAUGCCGAUCGAAACUUUACCGCGACGCCCACAGGCAUUCCUAUCAAAUCUCGCAAGGAUCAUGCCAUGAUGGACCCAUCGGUCGCCGCCUCGUUCCCCCACCCUCCCCAGGAGCAACGAACCAACUCCGAGUUUGGCUAUGUCCCCCGACGGGUCCGCAAGACAAGCGUCGACGAGCGCCAGUUCUUCAAUGGUCUAUCGGCACCCACCCGAAAGCGCCCUGCGGAAGCAUCUCCCCAUGUUCCUCCAGUGUCCAAUGCCAUGAUGUCGCAGCACUCGGAACUGUCAGCCGCGCUUCCCGAUUACUCGCUCGACCAUCCCACCCAAUUCGCCGUUCCUAGUAAUGGGUCACUGAGCUCGCGCAGGCACCAGCAUACGCCCUCUGGCCUUCCCUACGGGCUGGAUACCUUUGGCAUUGGCGAAGAACAUGGGAUGAACUCCGCCGGUCCCUAUCAACAGCACUUUACAUUCUCGCCUUCAGAUUCCCCCAUGACCUCAGGCAACCCGUUCUCGAACUUGUAUGCUCAAACACCGCUUGCCUCCUCUCUCAACUCGACCGAAUUCUUCUCUCCUCCGCCUUCUGGUUACCAGUCCACUGUGUCAACCCCACAGCCGAUUUAUGAAGGGGAGCAGUCGAUGUUCUUCUCGGAUGCACCCUCGGCCGAAUCCCACAACCAGCGCCGCAUCCCCAACUAUCUUCAACAGCGAUCGUCCAACUUAUCGGCGUCAUUGCAGCCUCGCUAUAUGUAUAAUGUGUCCAAUGGCGAGUCGCAGCCAGGCAGCGCAGCUACUGGACCCUCCGCUCCAUCGCACGUGUCUGGAUUUUCCGUGCCGCAGCCGCAGCAUGUCAAUCCAUCGCAAGUGCUUGGAUCCGGCGAGUAUUCUACGACCGCGCCCACCACUAGCAUGUUUACCUUUGGUGGAGAUUCAGACAAUGAGGACGAUGAUGGUAACUUUGAACGUGGGGGCAUUGCUAUGCCUAAUGACUUUGCCUCGAUGGAUGAGUCUAGUGAUAUGAACGGUGGUCUCCAGUGGGAUGGAGGAUUCCCUGGAUCGGUCCAGUCCCUGCCAGGUUUCACGGCUCAGCACCGUAAGCAUGUCACGAUUGGCUCCACCGAUAUGAUUGAUGGGCCUCCCGAGUGGCAUCAGGGAAGCCUUGGACGUGGGCAUGGUUCUGCCGCUUCAGUGAGCGAUGUGCGCAAUCGAGACCAGGAUCCUCGUCGUUAUGGCAAGGUCCCGCGGACUGCGUCAACUCCCAACGCUGCUGCCCUGCUCCGUCAAAGCUUGAACGGCUCGGCCAGCGGUCCUCCGACAAACCACCCCUCCCCCAAUACCCCUCCGGAGUCUGGACUUAGCAGUGCAGUACCAUCGCGACCGGCCAGUCCUGGUGGGUCAAAAAACGGCGAUCCCAAUGCCGGGCCAACCACCUGCACCAACUGUUUCACCCAGACCACUCCUCUGUGGAGACGCAACCCCGAGGGUCAGCCGCUUUGCAAUGCCUGUGGCUUAUUCUUGAAACUUCAUGGCGUGGUGCGGCCACUCUCGCUCAAAACUGAUGUUAUCAAAAAGCGCAACCGCAGCAGUGCCAACACUCUGGCCGUUGGAACUUCUCGAUCGUCGAAGAAGUCUUCACGCAAGAACUCUAUCCAGCAUGUUCCAUCUUCAUCAAUCUCAUCGCGCAUCAACGCCUCCGAAUCGCCACCCUCGAUUUCCGGGUCUAGUGGAAUUGGGAAGCCUGGUGUUGUGCCUAUUGCCGCUGCCCCACCCAAGUCUGGCCCUCCUGCUGGGGUGGCUCAAGCCCGUGCUGGCGUGCAGGUGGCUCCCAGACGGCAACGCCGACUUGAAAAGGCACCGACCGGGUCGGAACCUGAUGCAGAAGAGAGUCCCAAGUCGACUGCUCCCGCCAGUCGAUCCAAGGUCGUACCCUUGGCCCCUGCGAUGGCCCCUGCCGCUGCCAACCCGGCCAACCACAGUAUUGCUGGUGGGCAGGGCGCAAGUCAAGAGUGGGAGUGGCUGACAAUGAGUUUGUAG
This is a messenger RNA of Penicillium nucicola, 2484 nucleotides long. RefSeq lists its product as uncharacterized. The transcript is spliced from 2 exons. The coding region runs from base 1 to 2484 and encodes 827 amino acids. Gene Ontology annotation, molecular function: zinc ion binding; DNA-binding transcription factor activity, RNA polymerase II-specific; RNA polymerase II cis-regulatory region sequence-specific DNA binding. The record is from RefSeq and is a predicted model, not a curated record. Gene Ontology annotation, cellular component: nucleus. NCBI's taxonomy places the organism in Eukaryota, Fungi, Ascomycota, Eurotiomycetes, Eurotiales, Aspergillaceae. Gene Ontology annotation, biological process: nitrate assimilation; positive regulation of transcription by RNA polymerase II; negative regulation of transcription by RNA polymerase II.